This is a messenger RNA of Aureobasidium namibiae CBS 147.97, 1878 nucleotides long. RefSeq names its product alpha-amylase. The record is from RefSeq and is a predicted model, not a curated record. The transcript is spliced from 7 exons. The coding region runs from base 1 to 1878 and encodes 625 amino acids. NCBI's taxonomy places the organism in Eukaryota, Fungi, Ascomycota, Dothideomycetes, Dothideales, Saccotheciaceae. Gene Ontology annotation, biological process: carbohydrate catabolic process. Gene Ontology annotation, molecular function: calcium ion binding; alpha-amylase activity; starch binding.
AUGGCAGCCAGCUAUUUGUCUCGAUUGUUGUUCGGUCUCUUCUACCUGGUCGGAUUGGUGCAUUGCCUGACUCCAGCGCAAUGGAGAAGCCAAUCAAUUUAUCAGGUCCUUGCUGAUCGUUUUGCAAGGACUGAUGGUUCGACCACUGCUUCUUGCGAUGUCAACAAAUAUUGUGGCGGCACAUGGCAGGGUAUCAUCAAGAAGCUGGACUACAUUCAGCAGAUGGGCUUCACUGCGAUCUGGAUUAGUCCCGUCGUUAAGAACAUUCGUAGUUCAGGCGCCGAUGGAGACUCUUACCAUGGAUACUGGGCACAAGACAUCUAUCAAGUCAACACUAACUUUGGCUCUGCUGCCGACCUGGUGUCGCUCUCCAAGGCUCUUCAUGAUCGUGGCAUGUAUCUGAUGGUUGACAUUGUCACAAAUCACAUGGCAUACAAUGGUUGCGGUACCUGUGUCGACUACUCCCAAUACAAUCCCUUCAACAAACAGUCAUACUACCAUCCAUUUUGUCUCAUUGACUACAACGACCAGAACAGUGUCGAAACGUGCUGGGCUGGUGACAACACCGUGUCUCUGCCAGAUUUGAGGACCGAAGAUUCCAACGUACGUGCUAUCUGGAAUUCAUGGAUAACACAGCUCGUGUCAAACUACACUAUCGAUGGUCUUCGAAUUGACUCUGCCAAGUCUGUCGAGAAGUCUUUCUAUCCUGGGUUCGAACAGGCUGCCGGAGUAUACCAGGUUGGGGAAAUCUUCGAUGGUGACCCGACGUACUUCUGUGAUUACCAGAACUACAUGGACGGCAUGCUCAACUUCCCAUCAUACUACUGGAUUACACAAGCCUUCCAGUCCACAUCUGGCAGCAUCAGCAACCUCUAUAACGGCAUCAACACCUUGAAGUCGACGUGCAAAGAUACUACGUUGCUCGGGUCAUUCAUAGAGAACCAUGACCUCGCACGCUUCCCUUCAUUGACUUCCGACUACGCACUUGCAAAGAACGCCAUAGCAUUCACGAUGCUAGCAGAUGGCGUCCCGAUCAUCUACCAAGGCCAAGAACAGCAUUUCUCUGGCGGCAGUGUGCCCAACAACAGAGAAGCGCUCUGGCUGUCCGGAUACCCAACGUCUUCGCAGUUGUACCCCUUCAUAGCUACCAUCAACAAGAUAAGGAAGCAGGCGAUCAAGCAAGAUACGGGUUACGUCACAUACAAGGCCUACCCAGUGUAUUCCGAUGCCUCGACCAUCGUUAUGAGGAAGGGCACCACAGGAUCCCAAGUCAUUGGUAUCUUCACCAACAAAGGUUCUUCUGGAAGCAGUUCGUUCACGCUUUCAUCAUCAGCGAGUGGCUUCACGGCUGGCCAAUCCGUCACCGAUAUUCUGUCCUGCACUUCCUACACUAUAGACUCUAGUGGUAACAUCGCUAUCAGCAUCAAUGCGGGUGCACCGCGAGUCUUGUACCCUACUACAAAACUCACUGGUAGUGGUCUUUGUAGUGGUUCGAGCUCUACAUCUGCCUCGCCAACGACUAUCAAGACGUCGACGGUCGCCGGUGGCUGCAGCACACCCACAGCUGUCGCUGUAACCUUUACCGAUAAAGUGACUACUCAAUAUGGUCAAACGAUCAAACUCGCAGGCUCAAUCUCGCAACUCGGAUCUUGGAAUACAGCAAACGCUGUCACCUUGUCUUCGGCAGGAUACACCUCCAGCAAUCCAGUGUGGUCUGGAACUGUCAAUCUUCCCGCGGGUCAAGCUUUCAGCUACAAGUUUAUCAAGGUGAACUCGGAUGGAAGCGUGACUUAUGAGAAUGAUCCGAAUCAUACUUAUACCGUCCCUGCAAGCUGUGGUGUUACGACUGCGUCAGUCAGCAAUACCUGGCAAGGCUGA